GAUGAUGUGGAUCCUGGUACUCACCGGUCUGCUGUAUAAAGCCUGCAUGUCACAGAUCAGUAAUUAUGGAAAUACAACAGCUGACUAUGGCGGGGAAGCGCACUACAGGUGCACAGCAGCCAACACAGCAGGUGUCCUCCAGGUCACGUGGCAGAGGCUUUUCAAGGACGACUCCAUUGAGAAUUUGGCGACCUACAGCAGGCGGUUUGGACAGCAAGUAAAUCAGCCUUACAGGGGCAAAGUGAUCUUCACAGAGGCGUCUCUCCAGUCAACAUCCAUUAUCCUGAAGAAUGUAACAUGGGGGGAUGAAAGCUGUUAUAUUUGCUCAUUCAAUGUGUAUCCUGAUGGGUCCAAACGAAAACAGACUUGCCUCACGGUGCAAGGCAUAUCCGAGGUGAAAACAGCUGUGCAUGCCUCCAGUGAGCCUGAGGAAGAAGACACAGAGGUCGUGUUCAGCUGCUCUGCUACAGGUAAACCAGCUCCGACCAUUCGGUGGGAAUUCUCACCUCCUGCCACCGAAUCAGAACCAAUGCAGCCUACAACAGUAACAAACAGUGACCACACCUUUACCAGCAGCAGCAACCUGACUCUGCAAGUACCUCCAGAGUGGAAGGGACAGGUGGACUGCGUGCUGAACAAUGGACAAAGGCGGGUGAUGAUCCCGUUCUCUUUACCUCCGAGGAAGACGGAAGCCGGAGGGAAAACACUGUCGUCAUCAGGGAUUGCACUCGUGAUCGCUGCAGUGAUGUUUAUUUGCUUCAUCAUUGCUGCUGCGGCAAUGAAGCGAAAAAGGUUAAAGGGUACCAGAAGAAGUGACGUUUAACAUGCUUCUGGACUUUGACACAGCUAACAUUCAAGCAUGCAAGCAUUAUAAAAAUCUGCUUUUUUGGCAUCAAAAGUUUAGAGGUACAACAGUGAGUUAAGCUAAAAGCUGGUGUCCAAGAUUCCACCGGUAGCUUUCAAAAUAACCAUUUCUUUUUCAUUUCAAUGCUCAGCACUUGAACUUUUUGGAGCUAAAAGCAAAGCGUAUUUUGGGCUUUGUAGAACGUGACAAUGCAACAACAGUGACCAAUUUUUGAUUCUGACAUAUGGACACAAAUACAUGGUUUACAAAGAGUCUAUAUUUGAGUUGAUUUAAUCACAUGUAGAGCUCUGAAGCAGGUAACUCUAACUCAGAGUCACAGUGACUGCUGUUGAUUCAAGAUAAUCUAACAGGCAGAUGACCAGAAUACAAGCUGAUGUGUUUUGAUGACAAGGAAAUGUUGUAUGGGGCUAGAACGCCAUCUAGUGUGCUUUGUCAGGAACUAGAGAAAGGAGGAGGAAGAUGAGCCCAAGUCUAACCAAGGAAUACAAUAGAUUGAAAUUGUUUGCACAACAAAUUUGAACUAUUUAUUAAGUGAUCUAUGAAGUUGACAUGCGAAGCAAUCAGUGAUCAGUGAUGACUUUAAUCCAGAUCAGCAUAUUUAGGCUGUAUCAAACUAUAUGUAUAUUUAUCUAUAAACUUUAAAUUAUACGAGACAUAUUACAAAAUAGAUAUGAUAUAUAAGUGUGUUAGUAAUGUUGCACUUUUCUUGCAGUUUUGCACUUUAGUGUUCAAUGUUUAUUUGUUGCUUUGUCUGGAGACAUUGUAUGACUGUAACUGUGGUAUAGUGCCGACUGUAUUAUGUGAAAACUCAUCUGUCAAACACUGUAUUAUUAACCUGUGCUGUGCAUUAUGUUUUAAUUUAUUCUCUUUACUUAAAUGUAUUUAUUUUUGCUCGGUUAAUUAAACUGUGAUGUUUACUUGUUA
Messenger RNA from Epinephelus lanceolatus (giant grouper), 1789 nucleotides. RefSeq names its product nectin-3-like. The record is from RefSeq and is a predicted model, not a curated record. Gene Ontology annotation, biological process: heterotypic cell-cell adhesion; negative regulation of neuroinflammatory response. Gene Ontology annotation, molecular function: cell-cell adhesion mediator activity. Gene Ontology annotation, cellular component: neuronal cell body; axon; cell surface. Lineage: Eukaryota; Metazoa; Chordata; Actinopteri; Perciformes; Serranidae.